CAGCUGUGCAUCCAUGAAGAGUGACUGGUCUAUUGGUCGCUUUGAUGACUUUAAAGAUGAACAACCUGCUGAUGGAAGAGUUCAGCAGCAGAGCUCAGAGGUUCACAGUUAUCAGUCUGCACAGCAGCAUCAAACACAGCUGGACUCCAUAUUUAUGCUGCUGGAGGAGAACAUUGUCACUUUUGUGAAGAAAGCGUUGAAGAGACUGCAGAAAGGUCUGAGACCAGAUUACCCAGAAUGCUUAGAGAGUCAGAGUGAGGAUGAGGAUGUGUUGGACGAUGAGGAGGAAGAGCUGAGGAGGAGCAGCAGAGAGGCAUUGCUGAAGAUCACAGUGCACUUCCUGAGGAGAAUGAAGCAGGAGGAGCUGGCUGAGCGUCUGCAGAGCAAGUGUCGACAUAAACUCAAGCGUAACCUGAAGAAGAAGUUCCAGUGUCUGUUUGAGGGGAUCGCUAAAGCAGGAAACCCAACCCUUCUGAAUGAGAUCUACACACCGCUCUACAUCACAGAGGGAGGGACUGCAGAGGUCAAUGAUGAACAUGAGGUCACACAGAUUGAAACAGCAUCCUGGAAACCAGACAGACCAGAAACAACAAUCAGACAAGAAGAAAUCUUUAAAGCCUCACCUGGAAGAGAUGAACCAAUCAGAAAAGUGAUGACAAAGGGAGUGGCUGGCAUUGGGAAAACAGUCUUAACACAGAAGUUCACUCUGGACUGGGCUGAAGGCAAAGCCAACCAGGACAUAUUGUUCAUAUUUCCAUUCACUUUCAGAGAGCUGAAUGUGCUGAAAGAGAAAAAGUACAGCUUAGUGGAACUUGUUCACCUCUUCUUUACUGAAACCAAAGAAGCAGGAAUCUGCAGGUUUGAAGAGUUCCAGGUUGUGUUCAUCUUUGACGGUCUGGAUGAGUGUCGACUUCCUCUGGACUUCCACAACAAUGAGAUCCUGACUGAUGUUACAGAGUCCACCUCAGUGGAUGUGCUGCUGACAAACCUCAUCAGGGGGAAACUGAUUCCCUCUGCUCGCCUCUGGAUAACCACACGACCGGCAGCAGCCAAUCAGAUCCCUCCUGAGUGUGUCAGCAUGGUGACAGAUGUCAGAGGGUUCACUGACCCACAGAAGGAGGAGUACUUCAGGAAUAGAUUCACAGACAAGAAGCAGGCCAGCACCAUCAUCUCCCACAUCAAGACAUCCCGAAGCCUCCACAUCAUGUGCCACAUCCCAGUCUUCUGCUGGAUCACUGCUACAGUUCUGGAGGAUGUGUUGAAAAGCAGAGAGAGAGGAGAGCUGCCCAAGACCCUGACUGAGAUGUACAUCCACUUCCUGGUGGUUCAAGCCAAACUGAAGAACAUCAAGUAUGAUGGGGGAGCUGAGACAGAUCCACACUGGAGUCCAGAGAGCAGGAAGAUGAUUGAGUCUCUGGGAAAACUGGCUUUUGAGCAGCUGCAGAAAGGCAACCUGAUCUUCUAUGAAUUAGACCUGAAAGAGUGUGGCAUCGAUAUCAGAGCAGCCUCAGUUUGCUCAGGAGUGUUCACACAGGUCUUUAAAAAUGAGAGAGGGCUGUACCAUGACAAGGUGUUCUGCUUCGUCCAUCUGAGUGUCCAGGAGUUUCUGGCUGCUCUUCAUGUCCAUCUGACAUUCAUCAAGUCUGGAGUCAAUCUACUGGAAGAAAAUCCAAUGUCGACCUCACAGAAGUCAGGAACAACAGAAGAGAAAUCUGCCAUGACACAUUUCUACCACACUGCUGUGGACAAUGCCUUACAGAGUCCAAAUGGACAUCUGGAUUUGUUCCUCCGCUUCCUCCUGGGUCUUUCACUGCAGACCAAUCAGAUUCUCCUACAAGGCCUGUUGACACAGACAGGAAGUAGCUCACAGAUUAAUGAAAAAACAGGCAGGUACAUCAAGAAGAUAAUUAUGGAGACUUCCUCUCCAGAGAAGAACAUCAAUCUUUUCCACUGUCUGAGUGAGCUAAGAGAUCAUUCUCUGGUGGAGGUAAUUCAACAGUACCUGAGAUCGGGAAGUCUCACUACAAAAAAGCUGUCUCCUGCUCAGUGGUCAGCUCUGGUCUACAUCUUGUUGUCAUCAGAAAAAGAUCUGAAAGUGUUUGACCUGAAGAAAUACUCUGCUUCAGAGGAAGCUUUGCUGAGGCUGCUACCAGUGGUCAAAGCUUCUAAUAAAGCUUUGUUGAGUGGCUGUAACCUGUCAGACAGAGGCUGUGAAGCUCUGUCCUCAAUUCUCAGUUCUCAGUCAUCCAAUCUGAAAGAGCUUGACUUGAGUAACAACAGUCUGCAGGACUCUGCAGUAACACAACUCUCUGCUGGACUGAAUAGUCCACACUGUACACUGAAAACUCUCAGGCUGAUUGGCUGUAACCUGUCAGGAAGAAGUUGUGAAGUCUUGGCCUCAGUUCUCAGUUCCCAGUUCUCUAGUCUGAGAGAGUUGGAUGUCAGUAACAACGAUCUGCACGAUUCAGGCGUGAAGCUGUUGUCUGCUGGAUUGGAGAGUCCACAUUGUGGACUGAAAACUCUCUGGUUGUCAGGAUGUCUGAUCACAAAGGAAGGCUGUGCUUCUCUGGCCUCAGCCCUGAGCUCCAACCCCUCCCAUCUGAAGGAGCUGGACCUGAGCUACAAUCAUCCAGGAGACUCAGGAGUGCAGCUGCUGAACCAGGAUCCACACUUGAAACUGGCCACUCUCAAGGUGGACCAUGGGGGAGUGCAGAGGCUGAGACCUGGCAUAAGAAAGUAUGCCUGUGAACUGGAACUGGAUCCAAACACAGUAAACGGAAAACUAAAACUGUCUGACAACAACAGGAAGGUGACACACGUGGAGGAGGUUCAGUCAUAUCCUGAUCAUCCAGACAGAUUUGAUCGCUGGCCUCAGCUGCUGUGUGGAAACGUUCUGACUGGUCGCUGUUACUGGGAGGUCGAGAGAAGAGGAAGACUUUCUGUAUCAGUGAGCUACAGAGGAAUCAGCAGGAAAGGAGGCAGAGAUGACUGUUGGUUUGGAAGGAAUGAUCAGUCCUGGAGUCUGUACUGCUCUGAGGAUGGUGUUUACUGUGUCUGGCACAAUAAGACAGGAAUAUCAAUGUCCUCCUCCUCCUCCUCCUCCUCCUCUUCUUCCUCCUUCUCCUCCUCUGUCUCUGACAGAGUAGGAGUGUAUCUGGACUGUCCUGCUGGCACUCUGUCCUUCUACAGAGUCUCCUCUGACACACUGACCCACCUCCACACCUUCAAAACCACAUUCACUCAGCCCCUGAAUGCUGGGUUUGCAGUCAGGUCUGGUUCCUCAUUGUCUCUGUGUGAUCUGUAG
Messenger RNA from Scomber scombrus (Atlantic mackerel), 3304 nucleotides. RefSeq names its product NLR family CARD domain-containing protein 3-like. The transcript is spliced from 9 exons. Bases 14 to 3304 code for a protein of 1096 amino acids. The record is from RefSeq and is a predicted model, not a curated record. Gene Ontology annotation, molecular function: protein binding. NCBI's taxonomy places the organism in Eukaryota, Metazoa, Chordata, Actinopteri, Scombriformes, Scombridae.